UUAGAGCAGCCAGACUGUGUCAGUGUUUGUCAAGAGAACAGAGCAACAUGGCUUCAUCCUUUCUGAGCUUCUCCCUCCUCUUCAUCACUGUCUACACAGCAGAUGGAUUUUUGGAAGCCACAGUGUUCCGCUGUGAGUUUAACUCCUCUGAGCUGAAGGACAUCCGGUUCAUCGAGUCUUAUAUUCACAACAAAGUGGAGUACGCCAGGUUUGACAGCAGUCUGGGGAAAUACGUUGGAUACACUGAGUCUGGUAUGAGGUGGGCAAACAACUGGAACAACGGUCCACAGCUGGCUGAAGCGAAAGCUCAGAGGGCGACGUACUGCCAACCCACCAUUGGGAUUGACUACUAUUCUGCUCUGUCUAAGUCAG
Molecule: messenger RNA, 372 nt
Organism: Thunnus maccoyii (southern bluefin tuna)
Lineage: Eukaryota; Metazoa; Chordata; Actinopteri; Scombriformes; Scombridae
Product: H-2 class II histocompatibility antigen, I-E beta chain-like
Exons: 2
Biological process (GO): antigen processing and presentation; immune response
Cellular component (GO): membrane; MHC class II protein complex
Source: RefSeq, a predicted model, not a curated record